Prosopis cineraria is the source of this 911-nucleotide messenger RNA. Its product is annotated as abscisic acid receptor PYL2. The transcript has a single exon. Gene Ontology annotation, molecular function: protein phosphatase inhibitor activity; signaling receptor activity; abscisic acid binding. NCBI's taxonomy places the organism in Eukaryota, Viridiplantae, Streptophyta, Magnoliopsida, Fabales, Fabaceae. Gene Ontology annotation, cellular component: nucleus; cytoplasm. The coding region runs from base 87 to 650 and encodes 187 amino acids. The record is from RefSeq and is a predicted model, not a curated record. Gene Ontology annotation, biological process: abscisic acid-activated signaling pathway.
GUCACUACUCGUAAUAUAUCCAAAAAUAAAUACACAGAGAUCCUCUUGUGUGAGAGCCCACCUUCACUACUCAUAGCUAGCUUCCAAUGGCCUCAGAAGCACAGUUUCACGGUCUAACAGCAGCAGAAUUUGCAGUACUUGAGCCCAUCAUCAACAAAUACCACAAAUUCGAAGAUCGUGCCAGCACAUGCACUUCCAUCAUAACACAGAGAAUCGAAGCUCCGGCUCGAACUGUGUGGGGUUUCAUACGGAGCUUCGAGAGCCCUCAGAAGUACAAGCACUUCAUUAAGAGCUGCAACAUGAGAGGUGACGGAGGCGUGGGCAGCAUCAGAGAGGUCACGGUGGUUUCGGGUCUCCCAGCAUCCACCAGCACCGAGAGGCUCGAGAUCCUAGACGAUGACAACCACAUACUCAGCUUCAGGGUAGUGGGUGGCCAGCACCGACUCAAAGAUUAUCGCUCCGUCACGUCGGCGAACGAGUUUCAGACGGAAGAUGGCAAGGCGUACACUAUGGUCGUGGAGUCAUACAUCGUGGACAUACCUCCGGGAAAUACUGCAGAGGAUACGAAGAUGUUCGUGGACACUGUGGUGAAGCUCAACCUUCAGAAACUCGCCCUCCUUGCUAUCUCAACCCUCCACGCACACCGUUAGUUAAUCUGUGAUCAGUAUGCUACUGAUCAUGUUUGUCUGUUGAUGCUCAUCCUUAUUGCUACUGAUUCCAGCUUGCUGUUACUUUGAUUGUUUCUUCGUCUUAAAUAUUUCUUAAUAAGAAAAUCAGUUUAUUAUGUCGUCACUGAUCAUGAUCACGACUUAGCGCGGUCACUAUAACUUUUUUAAUUCGUUGGAAAUUAAACUGGUUCAAAACCAUGUAUCAUGACACGAAUAAUAUAUAAUUCCCGUCAUAGUUUCUUA